Prunus armeniaca (apricot) is the source of this 1200-nucleotide messenger RNA. The record is from the annotation of a GenBank genome assembly. NCBI's taxonomy places the organism in Eukaryota, Viridiplantae, Streptophyta, Magnoliopsida, Rosales, Rosaceae.
AUGCAUUACAGGACACAGAGCAUCGACGUAUUAACCAAUCAACCCCUACGGCAAGUCUUGCAGAAGCCAGAGACAUCAGGACGACUGAUCAAAUGGGCCAUCGAGCUUGGCGAGUUCGACAUUAGGUAUCACCCUCGGCCUUCCAGAAAAGGACAGGCCGUGGCCGAUUUCAUCUCAGAAUUCACAUUUCCAACCAACCAUGGUCAACCAAUCGACCCUGUCACGGCACCACCUUCGGCUUUUGUAGAUUCACCUUCGGCCGACAAUACGUUCGAUCAAAACAGCCCUCACUGGACAUUAUACGUGGACGGCUCAUCCAAUCGGCAGGGCAGCGGCGUAUGCCUAGUCCUCAAGACUCUGGAUGACACCACAAUCGAAUAUGCUAUCCGCUUCCAAUUUCGUGCUUCCAACAACGAGGCCGAGUACGAGGCGCUCCUAGCAGGCCUUCGGCUUGCCCAAAGCUCGGGUGCCAAACGAUUGAUGAUAUGUAGCGACUCGCAACUCGUCGUCAACCAGGUAAUCAUCGAAUUCGCAGCAAAAGAAGAAUCAAUGACUGCCUAUCUCGCGCAAACUUGCCGAUUGCUCAAACAGUUCAAAAGCUACUACAUCUACCAGGUCCCCAGAUCUGAGAACAGCCACGCCGAUGCUCUCUCUAGGCUCGCUUCAGCAAUCGACGACCGUGUCGGACACCACGUCCCCAAAGAAGUUCUCGCUCGGCGGAGCACGGCCGAAGCCGAUGUCAACACCGUCCGUCAGGACCCUAGUUGGAUGGACCCGAUCCACGCCCACCUCACCGACGGCACCCUACCAACUGACAAAGCCGAAGCAAAGGCAGUACGACGACGAUCGGCUCGCUACCUUCUGUUGCAAGGCAUCCUCUAUCGGCGCAGCUACUCCCUGCUGUUGCUGAGAUGUGUUACACCACAACAAGGAGACUACAUCUUGUGUGAGAUACACGAAGGCGCGUGUGGUAACCACUCAGGAUCCCGAUCCUUGGCCUUCAAGGUCGUUCGGCAAGGCUAUUAUUGGCCAACUCUCCACGCUGACGCUACCCAGAUUGUGCAAAGGUGCGAUCCGUGCCAACGUUUCGGAUCUGUAUCGAAAGUCCCUGCUGAACCACUCAGUCCGAUGACUAGCCCAUGGCCAUUCACCCAUUGGGGACUCGAUCUCAUCUGCCCAAUGCCGCAAGGCAUGGGUUAG